Molecule: messenger RNA, 2169 nt
Organism: Closterium sp. Naga37s-1
Lineage: Eukaryota; Viridiplantae; Streptophyta; Zygnematophyceae; Desmidiales; Closteriaceae
Source: the annotation of a GenBank genome assembly
GCACCUGCUGACGUGUCACCAAUCACUGUGAACAGCGGGGAUGCUGUGGUGGUUCCGAAGGGAUGGACGUACAGCAUUGGAAAUUACCUCAACGAAUCACCGGAGCUCAUCAUUACAGCCGUUCGAUUCAGCCAUCACAAGCAGAAAUCGUACCUUGCAGGCAGCAAACCCCACUCGGUGCUGUCUGGCUUCAGUCUGCACAUCCUGGAGACGGCAUUCAACCAGCAGCACGACAUGGUUAGGGCGCUGCUGCACCAGGCAUCUGGAGGAGGGAUCAUCGUGUCCCGCUGUGUACCACCCUCGCCUCCUGAGCCUGCUGCACAGGAGGAUGUUGCAGAGGAGGAUGGGGAUAAGUCUGAGGAGGAUGGGUCGGAGGGGGAUGGUUCAGAGGGUGGUGUGUCAGAGGGGGAUAUGUCAGGGGAGUUGGAGGAAGUAGUACUGGGUAGGGGUGCUGCUAUGAUGAGGAGGAUGGGUUUUGCUGAUGGUGGAAUGGAGUUUGUUCUAGAAGGCAAGAAGGGUAUGGGGAAGGAGAAGGAGAAAAAAGAGAAGAAAAAGGAAAAGAAAAAGGGCAAGAAGGGGAAGAAGGAGAAAAAAGAGAAGAAAGAUAAGAAGGGAAAGAAAGAGAAGAAAAAGAAGAAGAAGAAGAAGAAGAAGAAUACUGUUUUGGUGGAUCAUGUGGCAGCACGGCGGCCUGCAAUCACCACGGAGGGUGGCAGCAUGGUGCGCGUGUCGUACCGAGACUUCAAGGCACUCCGGGUCGCAGGCAUCGAGGGAGAAAUUGUGCUGCUCACGCUUUACCCGCAUGCGGUGGUGGCGCCACACAUUCACGGCAACACAGCGGUGGUCUUCAUGGUUCUCAAGGGUUCGGGCCACUUUGAGUCGGUGCACCACAACGGCACCACCGCCGCCAGUGAUGCCGUGCAGGCAGGCCACGUGGGGGUGGUCCCCAUGGGGUAUGCCCAUGCUCUGCAGGCGGGAGAGCAGGGCGUGCAGAUUCUUGGCAUUCGAAUUGUCUUUUUCCUUCGUGUUCUCGCCCUUUUGAACCACGUGCAGUUCCAUCCGGAUGUGAACAAGGACCCUGGAGCGGAGGAAAAGUUCAAGGAGAUCAGUAGCGCGUACGAGGUUCUUUCGGACGAUGAGAAGCGGCCACUAUACGACCGUUUUGGGGAGGCGGGCGUGUCUGGGUCUGGUGGCAUGGGAGGAGCGGGAGCUUACACGUCGAACCCGUUCGAUCUGUUCGAGUCCAUAUUCGGGCCGGGCAUGGGCGCUGCAGCGAGGGGAGGCAUGGGUGGAAUGGGCGGCAUGGGCGGCGCUGGGCCGCGAACGCGGCAACCUGUUCCGGGCGACGAUGUCAAAAUGGAGAUGCCGCUGGAGUUCCGCGAGGUGAUAUUCGGCGCCGAGAAGACCAUCAACGUGGCGCAUCUGGACGGCUGCAACGAGUGUGGGGGGUCGGGCGCCAAGGCGGGCACGUCCCCCCGCACAUGCCCCACGUGCCGGGGCAUGGGGCAGGUUAUGCAGACAAGGCAGACAGCCUUUGGGAUGUUCUCCUCGGUGUCCACGUGCUCGACGUGUGCAGGAGUGGGGGAGGUGAUAUCUGAGUUCUGCCGCAAGUGUGGGGGCGAGGGGCGCGUGCGGACGCGCAAGCCAGUGGUGAUCAACGUUCCUGCUGGGGUGGACUCGGGUACAGUGCUGCGCGUCAAAGGGGAGGGCGACGCUGGCAUGCGCGGAGGCAAGCGGGGCGACCUGUACGUGUUUGUGAAGGUGAAGGAAACGAUGGGCAUUCGCAGGGACGGCAUCAACCUCUACUCCAACGUCUCCAUCGACUAUACCGACGCCAUCCUUGGGACCGUCGCCAAGGUGGCGACAGUGGACGGGGCAGCGGAGCUGAGAGUUCCGGCAGGGACACAGCCAGGCGACACACUAGUGUUGGAGCGCAAAGGGGUGCCCAAGGUGGGCAAGAGCAACAUCCGCGGGGACCACUUCUUCCAAGUCAACGUCUUUAUCCCCAAACGAGUCAGUCCCACGGAGCGGGACCUGGUGGAGGAGCUGGCGUCGAUUCACAAGACGGGCAAGACACGCACGGGCAUCACUGUGGAGGGCGCCAGGCCACGGGGUUCCUCUUCAAGCUCAGGCGUGGAUGGGGAGGGCAUCGUCGACACUGUCAAGUGA